AAUGGAUUUAACCAAAACAAAACAAAAGAAGAAGGCGGCUCAUGAGGAGCAGCUUCCAUGGGAGUUGCUUGAAGAGAUACUCUCUCGUGUCCCUCUAAAAUCUCUUGUCCGCUUGAGAGUUGUUUGCAAACGGUGGAACGUUAUCUUGGAUGACAAGAGGUUCAUCAACAACCACAAGGAAACGUUUCGCUUCAUCCUAAAAACCAAAUCCAAGAUUUACUCGGUAAGCAUCGAUCCCAAGAUAGUGGUGCGUGAGUUGCCAUGUGAUAUUCCCGAUUUAGAAUGUCAAAUACCUACAACAUUGGUUGAUUGCGACGAGUUCUUGAUAUGUAACAUGGAUGAUGGAGCCGCAGUUUGGAACCCGUGGUUGAAACAAAGUACAUGGAUUCGCCAGCCUAGGUUUAGCUUAGAAGGCAUAUGUUAUAAUGGUAGUAAUAGGACAAGUGAUCAGGUAAGUCUUUACAAGACCAUUUGGGCCAAUUGUACCGAGUGGAGAAUCCAUGACUUUGCGUUCGGUACGUGGAAACGCUCCAAUUUUAACUCCGGUGAUAGUAAUCAGAGAGAGAAAGGACGUAGAAAAAAUUUACAUUCUGAUAUGAGUGUAUCAUUGAACGGCUCUUUGUUUUGGAUUGCUUAUGUUGACGAGACAGAUCCCUUGUACCUUUUAGGUAGAUUCAAUUUUUCAAAGGAAAGAUUCUACACAUUUUGUUAUCUACGAUGUGGUAUGAGCCAUUCUCGCGAUGCGCUUGUCCUUAGGGUCUUUAAGGGAGAUCGGUUUUCGGUUUUGAAGCAAUGUUAUGUAACAAAGAAGGUUGAGAUUUGGGUGACCAAGAACAAGGUUAACGUUGAGGAUGGUAGUGAUGUGGUUUGGGUGAGUUUCAUGACUUUUUCAAUCCCUCACUUUCCGAGUUUAGUACAGGCUGAACCCUACUCUGAUCAGCAGCCAAGUUACUACAUCGACGAUAAAAGGCUUGUCAUGUGUUCUUGCGAUGAAAAUGGCCAGGCUUGGAUUUAUGUUUUGGGGGAAAACAAGUUGAUCAGCAAGGUUCACUUAGAUUCUGUGGUUGAUCCCUGGCCUUCUCAUUGCACUUACUUUCCCAGCUUGGUCCCGGUUCCUCGAGAAAAAGAUGAAGCAGAAUUACAAGUUUAAUUUUUUUAACGUGUUUUCCUGUUUCUUUUUUUUUUUGUUGCAACUAGAGAUUUUGCUCAUUUUCCUUUGGGUUUUGCUUCUCUUUUGUUUUGAGAAAUAAAUUCUUAUAGGUCUUCUUAGA
Brassica oleracea var. oleracea is the source of this 1271-nucleotide messenger RNA. RefSeq names its product F-box protein At2g14710-like. The record is from RefSeq and is a predicted model, not a curated record. Gene Ontology annotation, molecular function: protein binding. The coding region runs from base 2 to 1150 and encodes 382 amino acids. The transcript has a single exon. Lineage: Eukaryota; Viridiplantae; Streptophyta; Magnoliopsida; Brassicales; Brassicaceae.